GGGAGGGUCCCUCGGCUCGGGCGGCACCGGGACGGUUCCGCCGCCGCCCUGGCCGCCUGCCCGCCGCCGAGCCCGGCGCUCCGCGGGACGGAGCGGGGCCGGUGGGUUCGGAGCACCCUUCUAGAACCCCUCUGCCCCCCGCUCCCCAGUGCGGCGGCUCUGCCCUUCAUCAUCCUGACUCUGGUGAACUCCCCCUACAAGCGAGGCUUCUACUGCAACGAUGACUCCAUCCGCUACCCCUACAAGGCAGACACCAUCACCCACGGCCUCAUGGCUGGGGUCACCAUCAGCUGCACUGUUAUCAUUAUCUCAUCAGGGGAAGCGUACCUGGUCUACACUGAGCGUCUCUACUCCAAGUCAGAGUACAACAAUUACCUGGCUGCCCUCUACAAGGUGGUUGGGACCUUUCUCUUCGGGGGGGCCAUCAGCCAGUCCCUGACUGACCUGGCCAAAUACAUGAUCGGCCGUCUGCGGCCAAACUUCCUGGCUGUGUGCAACCCUGACUGGUCCAAGGUGAACUGCUCCAUCUAUGUGCAGCUGGAGAAUGUCUGCCAGGGAGAGAGCAGGAAUGUCACCGAGUCCAGACUGUCCUUCUACUCGGGACACUCUUCCUUUGGGAUGUACUGCAUGAUGUUCCUGGCGCUCUAUGUGCAGGCCCGCCUGGUGGGGAAGUGGGCGCGGCUGCUGCGUCCCACCAUCCAGUUCCUCCUCAUCGCCUUCGCCAUCUACGUGGGCUACACCCGGGUGUCUGACUACAAGCACCACUGGAGUGAUGUGCUGGUGGGGCUGCUGCAGGGGGCUCUCAUUGCCGUCCUCAUUGUGCACUACGUCUCUGACUUCUUCAAGCAGCGUCCCCCCCGGCAGUGUGAGGAGAAGGACCCGGAGCGCAAGCCCAGCCUGCCCCUCACCCUGAGCGAGCCCGAGCACAAUCACUACAGCUACCGGGGAGCUCCGUGAGCUGCAGCCCUGCCCCUCGCCGUGCUCCUGCCUCCAGGGACAGCUGGCUCUGUCUUAACCAUUGGCUCCACGGCUCUGGUGCCUCUGGCUGACACGGGUGGGACAGCCCUGCCUGUCCCACUGCCACGGCGCCUCGCUCCCCGUGCCCGUGGUGCUGCUGGUACCUGGUGAUGCCCUGCCCAUGGGGAGGGGAUGUCCUCCUCCCCCCACCGUGUGUCUGAGUCACACCCCAAGGCUGCUGUCCCAGCCCUUUGUGCAGAGGGAGGGGAGGGUGGCACGUGGGGGUGGAUUUAUUGGGCUGGCAAAGCACACUGAGCGAAGAGCAAACUCCUUGGGAAGUCUGAGGUUGCCUGGGCCGAGUGUGUGUUGUCCCUGUCAAAUUAUCCAGCCAUACAAGUACAAAUCCUCACAGGCACAGAGGGAGCAGGACAGCUUCUGGGCUGGCAAUAGUGUUUUGGAAAGGAUUAAAGCAAUCCAGAGCUCUUCUCUGCUCCAUUGAUUACCUUUAAGAGCAGUCCUGCUCGCCAGCAGCUGCUGUGAGCAAAGGGUGCCUGGGCAGGCUUUUCUCUGCCUGUGCCCAAUUCUGCAGUGCUGGGAGCCAGAGCUGUUUGCCCCCUGCCUGCUUCAUGCCUGGCUUGGGCAAGGGGCUGCUGCUCUUGCCUUUGUCCCUCCUGCAGCUUCAGCUGAUGCUUUAGGGUGUGUGGCGGGGCUAGGGAGACAUUUUCUGUGGUAAAGGAAAAUAAAUGGGGAUGUGGAGCUGUCCAAAUGUCCUAGGAAAGUGGGGGCAAUGGGUACAGAGCAGUCCCAUCACUGACACGUGGCUGCCUCCAGCACUGGAGUGCUGUGGGUCUCUUUUUAAAAUACAUGCAUUUUCAUUAUGAUGUUGUUUUUAAAUUAGAUCAUCCUUAAAGAA
Messenger RNA from Serinus canaria (Common canary), 1870 nucleotides. RefSeq names its product phospholipid phosphatase 2 (gene PLPP2). Gene Ontology annotation, molecular function: phosphatidate phosphatase activity. Lineage: Eukaryota; Metazoa; Chordata; Aves; Passeriformes; Fringillidae. Gene Ontology annotation, biological process: phospholipid dephosphorylation; phospholipid metabolic process; signal transduction. Bases 271 to 957 code for a protein of 228 amino acids. The record is from RefSeq and is a predicted model, not a curated record. The transcript is spliced from 6 exons.